AUGGCACCACACGCAACGGCUCUGAGCCCAUUCAGGGUGCGCCCUCUAUCGACAGAGGCGAAAUCAAUCAAGGAGCUCCCUGGCGAUGAAGACCACGAUGUCGUUUUCGAAACCAAGUACGGCGUGCGUAGCAUUACCCUGAACCGACCGAAGAAGCUUAACUCUUUGAACGCUUCCAUGAUUCGAAAGAUUGUGCCGCGCAUGGUGCAGUGGGAACAGUCUGAUAUGGCCAACGUGAUCGUCCUCAAGGGUGCAGGCGAAAAGUCCCUUUGUGCUGGCGGCGACGUUACUGCGCUGGCCGAGGCGAACAGGGCCAGUGAGGAUGGUUGGAAGAAGUCGGCUGAGUACUUUGGCCUUGAGUACAAGCUCGAUCACUACAUCUCCACGUACCAGAAGCCCUACAUUGCGUUCAUGGAUGGUAUCACGAUGGGCGGAGGUGUCGGCCUCAGUAUCCACGCCCCGUUCAGGAUUGCUACGGAGAAGACCGUCUUUGCCAUGCCAGAAACAACGAUCGGCUUCUUCCCAGAUGUCGGUGCCUCGUUUUUCCUCCCACGAAUGAACGGUGCCGUCGGCACUUAUCUUGCUCUGACAAGCGAGCGGCUCAGUGGUGUCAAUGUGCUCUACUCUGGUAUCGCCACGCAUUACUUGCACUCCUCAUCUCUCCCCGAAGUUGAGGCUCGUCUAGCUGAGAUCCGCUUCUCAGACACGGACGACAUGAACACGCGUUUAAGGCUGAUCAACGGUACUCUUGAGGAAUUCGUUACUGGACUUCCCUAUGAUCAGCCCAUGCAGAUUGCCGGAGAGGUGCGCAAGGCCAUCGACCGGUGCUUCAGUAAGGACUCUGUCGAUGAGAUCAUUGCCGCGCUCAAGGCCGAGACCGGCCCUACGGAGGAGUGGGCUCAAAAACAGCUGGCGACCAUGCAGAAGCGUUCACCAACAGCAGUCCACGUGACGCUACGCCAGAUGCGCUCGGCACAGGACUGGGAUAUUGCCCAGACGUUCAAGCGCGAGGCGCAGAUUGCGACACAGUUCAUGAAGCACCCCGAUUUCAGCGAAGGCGUUACCGCGCUCCUGGUGCGCAAACAAAAGCCCACAUGGCAGCCGGCGACUCUAGAUGAUGUCAAAAACAGCAAGAGCACCACCGAUUCUUUCUUCAAGUACGACGAGGCGAACACCUUGGAUCUCUUCACCGAUCGCACGUAUGCUGAAUACCCGUACCCUCCCGAACUGUCAAUGCCCAGCGAGCGCGACUUCAGGAGGAUCUUGAAAGCAAAGCAGAAUAUUACUCCCUCGCAAUUGUCGAAGGCUAUGGUUGAGAUUUUCAAGAGACGUCAAGGCGUGUACGAAAUCGUGGAAGAGAUCAGGGCGCGGAAGAUUGUCACGAACGAGGCAGGGCACGCCCAGUGGGCGUACGAUGAGUUCGAGCUUGCACAAGAGAAGCGGGAGGCUCAAAAGGCCAGCAAGGCCAUUCAGGACAAGAAGGAUGCCCAGGUCGCGACGGGCAAAUUGGAGGUUCUUUUGGGUAUUUCCGGAAAGGACUUUGUCCUAAUUGCAGCUUCCAAAGCUGCCAUGCGAGGGGCAACCAUCCUCAAGGCUUCCGACGACAAGACGCGGGAGCUCAACAAGAACACACUCAUGGCCUACUCCGGAGAGGCUGGUGACACUGUGCAAUUUGCAGAGUACAUCCAACGUAAUGCGCAGCUAUACAGCAUGCGCAAUGAAACCGAACUUUCUCCGCCAGCACUGGCCAACUUUGUACGAGGCGAGCUUGCCUCAAGUCUCCGCAGUCGGAAGCCAUAUCAAGUCAACCUCCUGCUUGGUGGCGUAGACAAGGAUACAGGCAAGCCCAGCCUUUUCUGGCUGGACUACCUGGCGGCGCUGGCCGAGGUCCCGUACGCCGCGCACGGUUACGCACAGUACUACUGUCUCUCCAUCUUGGACAAACAUCACCAGCGCGACAUUUCGCUAGACAGGGGUAUCGAGCUGCUCAACCUCUGUGCGGACGAACUCAAGAGGCGGUUGCCGAUUGACUUCAAGGGACUGACGGUGAAGGCGAUCACGGCAGAAGGUGUGAAGGACAUUCCGUAUGACGAUGACAAGAUUGUCAAGUCUGCAUAG
Emericellopsis cladophorae is the source of this 2118-nucleotide messenger RNA. RefSeq names its product 3-hydroxyisobutyryl-CoA hydrolase-like protein. Gene Ontology annotation, molecular function: 3-hydroxyisobutyryl-CoA hydrolase activity. Gene Ontology annotation, biological process: L-valine catabolic process; proteasomal protein catabolic process. Gene Ontology annotation, cellular component: proteasome core complex; mitochondrion. Lineage: Eukaryota; Fungi; Ascomycota; Sordariomycetes; Hypocreales; Bionectriaceae. The record is from RefSeq and is a predicted model, not a curated record. The coding region runs from base 1 to 2118 and encodes 705 amino acids. The transcript has 4 exons.